GUAAGUAAACACUGUACCAAGUAAAAGAGAGAAAUACGUGGAGACUUUCCGUAGCAAGGCUCUUUCCUUUCGUUAAUCUAGAACACCAGUAAGAAUUACUAUUAUACAGCUCUUCACCGCACCGCCAAAAUGCUGCGCCGCUCAAUGCUUCGCUGCCAGGUGAACCGCGCUCCGGCUCGCCCUGGUCCGACGCUGUACGGAUGGGGACGCACGGAGCAGAAGCGUCGUCUCGAGUACGAAACCACCGAGUCGAAGUACCACAAGCGUGACUUCAACAAGGCCUGGGACCUUGCCGGUGUAGAGCAGCGCUAUUCGGACUUUAUGCAGGUGCGCACCUAUUUCUCCCUCGGCUCCCGCUGGGGCACCUGGCUGUACAACUUGAUGCAGUUCUACGUGCUGUCCAUGUUCCCCAUCUUCGCCUUUAUGCACAUCCUCCACAAGUCUAUCGAGCGCUACGACGAUAGCAUCCGCCUGGCGGCUUGGUGGUAA
Messenger RNA from Leptomonas pyrrhocoris, 489 nucleotides. RefSeq lists its product as hypothetical. NCBI's taxonomy places the organism in Eukaryota, Euglenozoa, Kinetoplastea, Trypanosomatida, Trypanosomatidae. The coding region runs from base 130 to 489 and encodes 119 amino acids. The record is from RefSeq and is a predicted model, not a curated record. The transcript has a single exon.